AUCACCCCACAGUCAAGUCCUCUUGGUUAACUUCACACUUGUUUCUCUUCCGCUUCCUCUUCUUCUUCUUUGUGUGAAAAUCACAGUUCAACUAGUGAUGGGUAGCCCAGCUUCAAUGCCUGUGGGAUUCAGAUUCCACCCAACUGAUGAAGAGCUUGUGGGUCACUACUUAAAGCACAAGUUGCUUGGUAACCAUUCCACAGUGCAUAAUGUCAUAGCUGAGAUUGAUGUAUGCAAGUUUGAGCCUUGGGGCUUACCAGCAUUUUCCAAGGUAAAAUCGGAUGAUCAAGAAUGGUUUUUCUUUAGUCCUCUUGGUUUGAAGUUCACAAAGGACAGAAGGAAGAAGUGUAACAGGAAAACCAAAGCUGGAUUCUGGAAGCCAACUGGUAAAGACCGUGAAAUUAAGAGCCGAGGCAGCAAAAAUGUCAUAGGCACUAAGAAGACUUUGGUUUUCUACAAGGGUCGUAGUUCUGAUGCUCUCAGGACCAAGUGGGUUAUUCAUGAAUAUCAUGCAGUUACCUUUCCUCAAGACAAGAGAGAUUUUGUCUUGUGUCGCUUAAUGAACAAAGCUGAGAAAAAAGCAGAAACGGAAACUGAUAAAUUGAUACAUGGUGAAGGGGACUCAAGUAACCAUAUUGUUGCUGACUUUGAGAACCAAGAAACUGAUGAUAAAAUUCCAAAUGUAUAUACUUUACCAGAAGUGAAUCUGGAAUCAAUCUUUCCAGCACCUCCUCAAGCAGAGGAAUAUGAAUUGCCCUCAAUUCAACAAUCUACAAUUUGCAUUGAACAAGAAUCAUCUUCCCGAGGUUCUUCAUUUCCCAGUGCAUAUAUUGGGGAGAAAAACAAUACUAUGCAUAUUCAAAUGGAAACCAUUGAAGAGGAAGACCAUCUUGAUAAUAUAUAUAUCGAUAAGUUCUUGAAUGAAAUUUUAGUUGGCGAGGAUGCCUUUAACACUAAUGAAACUAUACCUGCUUUUGGUAUAGAAACAAUAACUGCUCUGAAGGAGGCAUAUUAUGAAAGCAAAGAAACAGAUGGUGAACCACUAUCUGCACAGGCACAGAAGGAAACACAUACUGGAGUCAAACGAAGAACAGUUAAAAGCUCAGGGAACCGAUGCAAGAAAGCAUUCGGAAGCACAAGCAAUCAAUCAUCUACUCUAAAUGGAAAGAGUUCUUCCAGAUACUUGGAGACUCCUUUGCCAGUGAAAUUGUUCAAGUAUGACAACAUUCAAGACACUACUUCAUCAGCAUUUAGUGAACAUAAUUGUUCGAAAGAAAACCUGAUUAUGUCAACAGUUCAAACAAUAAAUGAUUCUGUUAAUGCUUGCCCUCCUUCAUUGUCAUCUAAAAAUGAAGUAAACCAAGAGAAAAAGGGCAGUUCUUCUGCCGAGUUCUGGGAACAGGAUGCUUAUGAUGACUUAAUUACAAAUGAACCUUCCUUUAUUCGCUUAAUUAGGGCCAGCCCCUCUCCUUCACCUCCAAGAAAAUGCCAAAAUAAAUAUUUUCUGACAACUGACAUUAUGCAUCUUUGUGUCACUGAGAGCUGCUCCAGAAAAUCUCAAACAAAGAGGAAUAUUUUAAGCCAAGUAUUAUCCCAACAAAAGGUACUGAAGAAAACACACACAAUAAAGUUAAACCAAGAGCAGAGAAAAGGUCAGGGUACCAUUUCAGGAAAGAACUUGGAAACCAAGAACCAUCUAUCAUCUGGGAUCAUUGGAAAGGGUUCUUUCAUUCAGUUGGAGACUCCGUUUGUGCAAAGAUCAUGGUUUCUCUUCACCUGGAGUUCUGCUUGGUCUUGGCAUGGUUUUGAUUUUCACCAUGACGUGGUGCAAAAGGUGAAACUCAAAGGGGUCUCUUAAUGAUGCAAUCAUACUGCAUCCUUCUUAACAUAAUGGAAUUUCUGCACUCACAGCUUGUAUCUUGUUUCAUACUCUGAACUGCUAUUGUGCUUUUUAGUCCUCUGUUAUGUACAUUUCUUGUGUUUUAUAAAGCUGAACUUCUAUAGUAUUCUAUGAAUGUAGACUUCCUUCAAUGUAGCUAAUAUGUUUGGUGUUUCUUGAUAGUAUUGUUGAAUGAAAUAGAAUGGCCUAUCUGGAUUUCUGGAUAUGCCUGUAACCUCUGAUUGAGGUUCAUUUAAA
Cajanus cajan (pigeon pea) is the source of this 2137-nucleotide messenger RNA. RefSeq lists its product as uncharacterized. NCBI's taxonomy places the organism in Eukaryota, Viridiplantae, Streptophyta, Magnoliopsida, Fabales, Fabaceae. Gene Ontology annotation, biological process: regulation of DNA-templated transcription. The record is from RefSeq and is a predicted model, not a curated record. Gene Ontology annotation, molecular function: DNA binding.